AUUUUGGUCUUUCAAAAAAUAUGAAUUCACAAAAUUCUACUAUUUAUAUCGGAACUUUUGGUAGAAUUCCAUAUGUGGAUCCAAAUAAACUUUUAGAUUUAAAGUUUAAGUAUGAAAAAGCUUCAGAUAUUUACAGUUAUGGUGUAUUAAUGUGGGAAAUUUCUAGCGGAGUUCCUCCAUUUAAGGAAUUAAUUAAUAAAGGCGAUUUAGUAUUGCUUCGUCUUUCUAUCAUUGAUGGAUAUCGUGAAAACGUUAUAGAAGAGACCCCUGAAGAUUAUAAGAAGCUUUAUGAAAAAUGUUGGAAUUCUAUACCUGAAAAUCGGCCUAAAUUCAACUUAUGA
Messenger RNA from Funneliformis geosporum, 341 nucleotides. The record is from the annotation of a GenBank genome assembly. NCBI's taxonomy places the organism in Eukaryota, Fungi, Glomeromycota, Glomeromycetes, Glomerales, Glomeraceae.